Pneumocystis jirovecii RU7 is the source of this 1164-nucleotide messenger RNA. Its product is annotated as FG-nucleoporin NUP53. The record is from RefSeq and is a predicted model, not a curated record. Gene Ontology annotation, cellular component: nuclear membrane; nuclear pore central transport channel; nuclear pore nuclear basket. Bases 1 to 1164 code for a protein of 387 amino acids. Gene Ontology annotation, molecular function: structural constituent of nuclear pore; phospholipid binding; single-stranded DNA binding. Lineage: Eukaryota; Fungi; Ascomycota; Pneumocystomycetes; Pneumocystales; Pneumocystaceae. Gene Ontology annotation, biological process: regulation of DNA-templated transcription; NLS-bearing protein import into nucleus; nuclear pore organization. The transcript has 5 exons.
AUGUAUUCAAAUGAUGUAGUGUCUACACCAGUGAAUGCAUCACCGUUUAGUAUUCCAUCGACCAUUUCUAGCAUAGAACCGUUAGGAUCGCCGGCAAUCAAGCCCCAGAGUGCGCCUUUGAACGGGCAUUUUCGCUCAUCAAGUUUUCAAGAUGUUUAUGUUUCCCGGGCUAAUACGCCGGACAUAUCUAUUGGGAAGCGGAAGUAUGUUCCAUCUCAUCUUUCCCAGUUUCCGUACAGAAAAUCAUAUACACCAGAUCGCUCGAGUCCUCUAGUCAGUCAGCCAUCUUUUACAGCUCGAACAUCAGUAUCAAAUUCUCGUAAAAGCUCUUCACCGCCAAACUGGUUUGGUGGGCCUAGUUUUGGAACACCUAAAUCAAAUCCAAAAAAAGGGAAAGCAGGUCAUAAAGUUUUAGAAGAAGAAGCACCGCCAACAGAAUCGCUUUAUGACAUCGAAGGAGGCAGUAUUAUUCGAGAUUUAGAAUCUAACAGUCCUUCAUCGGAAAAUAAAUUCACCUUGACUCCGGAAUUGUCAGUUCGACAAAAAGAAAUACCCUCAAAACCAUCUGCUGUACCUACGUCAGUUAUUUUAUUCGGAUUCCCAGCAACAUUAACAUCUCAUGUUAUCUCACAUUUCUCGAGAUAUGGAGAAAUCUUGGAUCAUUCAGCGACGGAAAACCCAAUAUCUACAGGUAGUAACUGGCUUAAAAUAACCUAUGCGGACGAAGAAGCAGCAAAUAAAGCAGUUUCAUCUAAUGGAACUAUUAUUGGGGGAACUUAUAUGGUAGGAUGUAUAUUUGCACCAGUUGAUGAAACAAAAACAGACAAAGAUAUGGACAUAGCAAUGGAAUUGGAUGCAAAAACUCCGUCUCCUCAUUGCAAUAUGAACCAAAAACAUCGAUCUAUUACAUCGUUAUCGCAUCAGGAAUCACCUAGUAUCAAUUUAGGCACAUCACUUAACUCAUACAAAACAAACACAUGUAAUGGUCGACGUAUAGAAGUACUAGGUUCAGAAGGUAUUUUCAAAGAAACACCAGAUAAAACAUAUUCAUGGAUUACUUGGUCAUCAGCAAACAAGUCAACAGAGAAUCCGCAAGUAGAAUACAAAAGUCAGUGGAAAAACAAACUUGUUAGAGGCAUCAUGGAACUACUCUUCGGAUUUUAA